Messenger RNA from Penaeus monodon (black tiger shrimp), 930 nucleotides. Its product is annotated as glutathione S-transferase 1-like. Gene Ontology annotation, molecular function: glutathione transferase activity. Bases 37 to 684 code for a protein of 215 amino acids. NCBI's taxonomy places the organism in Eukaryota, Metazoa, Arthropoda, Malacostraca, Decapoda, Penaeidae. The transcript has 4 exons. Gene Ontology annotation, biological process: glutathione metabolic process. The record is from RefSeq and is a predicted model, not a curated record.
UCUUUUGCUCCUUCCGGCAACACAAAGCGCAGCGCCAUGCCCGACUUCUACUACGCCAGCAUGUCCCCCCCCUGCCGAGCCGCCCACCUGGUAGCGAAGGCCGUGGGCGUCGACCUCAACCUCAAACCCAUUGACCUGUCGAAGGGCGAGCACAAGAACCCCGAUUUUGUGGCCAUCAACCCCCAGCAUUGCGUUCCUACCCUGGUGGAUGGAGAUCUCACGCUGUGGGAGAGUCGCGCCAUCUGCACGUACCUGGCCUCACAGUACGGAAAGAAUGACAGUAUCUACCCAAGCGACCCCAAGACACGUGCCAGGGUCGAACGUUUGCUCUAUUUCGACAUGGGCACCCUCUACGAUCGCUUCGGCAAAUAUGCGUACCCGGUCCUGUUCAGCGGCGAGCGCCCCGACCCCGCUAAACUGGAGAACCUGCACGAGGCCCUCGGCUGGCUUAAUGACUUCCUCGCCGGCAGCAGCUGGGCGGUGGGAGACAACUACACCGUGGCCGACUGCGUCCUCGUGGCCUCCGUCUCCAGCUUCGAGGCGGCGGGCAUUGACCUCGGCCGCUACAGCAGGAUAACGACCUGGCUGGAGAAGUGCAAGACCUCUCUGCCGGGAUAUGACGAGGUCAGCGCCCAGGGCCUCGCCAUCUUCACCGGGUUUGCCAAGGAGGCGCUGAGCAAAUAGGCUGCCAGCUGAGUGUCCUCCUGUGCGUGUUAUCAUUACCUCGAUUUCGCUGUUAUUUUCGAUGGUUCUGUUUGUACCAGUUUUUGUACUAUUGGUAGUACUAGUAUCAUCCCUUGCCAUGAAUGUGAAUGUGAUUUUAAUACCUAUAAAAAUACUGACCCUAAACCCGUCAGAUCGUAACGAAAUAUUUUGUGCAUUUCUUGACACUGUUCCGAGGAACGGUCGCGACAAUAAACUAUGACUAAA